GGACGUGCGCGCCGCCGUGUGCGUAGGGGGCUUUCCACGCAGCAGCGCAGAGUCGAAGCCAUGGAGACAGCUAAGCUAGCUGCUCGGGCAGGAUGUGUGUCUCCUCUGUGGACGGUCUGAUCCGAGGUUAACUCACCAUAGUUGUUGAGAGUGAUGUCCUCCUCCGUUCCUGAGACUUGGAUAUGUUGAACCAGAUGGAGUGGGAUUCAUCCGAUGAUGGUCUGGAAGCACCGAUGGACGACCCGCCUCACUCAUCUGAAUCUCCUCAGUCGAAGCCCUCCACCACCAACAUCUCAGAACAUGAAUUCUCGUGCCACUGCUGCUACGACAUCUUAGUGAACCCCACCACCUUGACCUGCGGCCAUAACUUCUGCCGCCACUGUCUGGCUCUGUGGUGGGAGUCCUCACGCAAGAAUGAGUGCCCAGAGUGCCGGGAGAAGUGGGAAGGCUUUCCUAAAAUCAACAUACUGCUGAGGGAUGCAACUGACAAGCUGUUCAGUGAGGUCGUUCAGCGGAGGAGAGAAGAGAUCCAGGCGAACCCCAAAAUCUCCCGGAGCUUGCUGGCCUUCCAGAGGUACGGUGACAACUUGGGUAGAUCGAGGACGAACCAGCACAAAGGAGCGGGCUUCUUCUUCUCUGGAGUCCUGACUGCACUCUCCUGUGUGGCUUUGCUGGUGCUGGUGUUCCACUGGAGCAGUGGUGUCGUCGAGCAGCACGACCUGUUGAUCAGUAAAUCGGUGUCUCUCUGGGCGCCGGAGGAAGUCGUGUCCUGGCUGGAGAACCUGGGGCCGUGGGCCCAGCUUUACAGGGAACCCUUCCAGCAGGAGAACGUCAACGGGAGGCUGCUGUUGAUGCUGGGGGACGAAGAGUUGUUAAAGCCUCCGUACAACAUCGAAAAUCAGGCUCACCGACGGGCCGUUCUGGCCGAACUGGACAGAGUGAAAGCCCUGGGGGUCAAACCUCCGCAGAACCUCUGGGAAUACAAGGCUACUAAUGCGGGGAAGUCCCUGUUCCUGCUCUACGCACUGAAGCGCUCCCCUCGUCUCACACUCUUCUAUUUGUAUUUAUUCGACUACUCUGAAACCUUCCUGCCCUUCCUGCACACCUGCUGCCCGGCCAUCACACACAUCGGCCAGUCGAUGGAGAGCAGCUUCCUCAGCUCACAGUUGGAGCCCAGUUGGCGACAGUGGGCAGAGUUUCUUGUGAAGUACCUGCUGCUUCCGUACCAGCUGAUUGCAGAGUUUGCUUGGGACUGGCUGGCCGUCCACUACUGGACAUCUCGCUUCAUCAUCGUUAACGCCAUGCUGCUGUCUGUGCUGGAGGGCUGCGCCCUGUGGGGGCUCUGGACAAGAGCCAGGAUCAGGUCUCUGCCUCGCAAGAUGUGGAACCACCUGUGGAAGGUGUUAUCGCAGGGCUUUGCCUUCGCCCUCCUGUGGCCUUUCGUCCCUCAGUUUGUGUGCAACUGCCUCUUCUACUGGGCUCUCUACUUCAGUCCCAUCAUCAACAUAGACCUGGUGGUGCAGCAGCUCAUGCACCCAGAGACACAGGCGCCGUAACAAACUGCAUGCAAGUCAGUGCCCAAAUUAAUGCCGCACAGUUCACAGCAAAAAAAAAGAAGGAAAAAAAAAAAAGAAGCCAGAAAUCCAGUUGCUGAAGAGGAAAAAGUGUUUAUUUUUAGCAGUAUACUCACAUGACACGAGACUGGCUUAUUUGCUGUUGGGGAAAAAAAGAAAUGUUCUCGCUUCCAGUCUUGUCUCUCUGCUGGAUGGGUUGCCAUGUGGACCAAGACGAGCUAGUGAAGGAGGAACAAAACCAACAAGAUGAGAAUUACUGCAGUGCAUUCACAAACCACAUUGCCUAAAUGGUCUGGAGGGCAGUUAUGCAAAUGAUGAGUCAUGUUCAAACACAGGUGGUAGUGGAGACUGGCAGCAUCCGGAGUUUUCUGAAAGCUUUGUAGCACUGAGAUGUAUGCAGUCUGAUGAAGGGUGAGCUUUUUUGAUGCAAACAGACUGAAGUUGGAACAAAACAAGUAUCGAUAAAUUAUUUUUUGUUUGACUUUUAUUAUUAUGUGUCCUUUUAUGGCAUGUAAUCCACAACCAAUUAAAAUGAACAAAUGCUGCUUUAUAAGUAUCAGUUUGAAUGAAGCAACAUUAUAAGUGUGUAUAUGAAUAUUGAUCUGCAUGAAUUUCAAUUAGUUCAGAUAAGUCUUUAGUGCUGUUCAGGCUUUCUUAGUGCAACAGAGCUGUCUGAAAAUUCACUGCACGAGGUUUGGUGACCUGAUUGUCAAAUGUGUCAAAUGUUGAGGUUUGCAGUUCUGCGGCCUGAUGGGAACCUCCGAUGAUUCAAGCGUAAACAAAAAGGCAGUCCUUACGAGCAAAUGUUCAACACUGAAGCGUUUUUCCAGGCGUUCAUUUCAGAAUUCAUGUCUCACUUAGAUUUGAAACAAAACGUAUGUUCUUCAAUUCUAGACGCAGAAGCAGAUCUUUUAUAAUUUGUAUGAUUUAAAGGGGAAACUGUUUAUAGCUUAUUUUAUUUGCUGGUACUGCCGACUAACAUUUUGUUGCACCUUUUUUUUUUUUUUUUUUUUUUUUUUGUAUUGUUCAGAAACAUUUUGUUUGCAGUAUACGUUUCCAUUUGAUGGGUGAGAAGAGCUAAGAAAAUACAUUUUUUUUAUUUUUUACAUUGUUCAUUUGCACUUAAAAGUUCUACACUGUGAUUCUGUUCUUCAAUGUUCUAUAAUGACAAAGGAAAAAUAAAGAUUUUUAAAUAAUG
Anoplopoma fimbria (sablefish) is the source of this 2772-nucleotide messenger RNA. RefSeq names its product bifunctional apoptosis regulator-like. Gene Ontology annotation, molecular function: protein binding; metal ion binding; ubiquitin protein ligase activity. The transcript is spliced from 9 exons. Gene Ontology annotation, cellular component: nucleus. Gene Ontology annotation, biological process: proteasome-mediated ubiquitin-dependent protein catabolic process. The record is from RefSeq and is a predicted model, not a curated record. Lineage: Eukaryota; Metazoa; Chordata; Actinopteri; Perciformes; Anoplopomatidae. The coding region runs from base 183 to 1556 and encodes 457 amino acids.